AAACGUCUGUCUCGGAUCGGUAGAACUAAACCCCGCCUGACCACUCGCAAUCGAACUCCCAUGCAGAGGCAUACCGGAAAAUAGAGUAAUUGGGCGGACAAUUCGAUUAUUGGAGAUUCCAUUCUAUCAGUCUAUAGUACAGUUAAUAUUAGGCGUGCAUGCAUAUUCAUUCAGAACUGUGUUUGGUUAAGGUAUAGGGCAACAGUGUGUUAAAAGCGACACCGUUAUAUAAUCGCAAGUUUAAUUUUUUUUUUAAAUUUCCGGAACAGAAAGGGAUGUGAGGUUUAGAGACAAUAUCAAUGUGUUCAGUCGGAGUCGGUGAAAUGUUUAGUUUGGUUUUUGAAUUCCUUUCAGCUGGAUACUUAUUUUCGUGAUACAUGCUCUCUCUCUGAAUAAGGUGUUGACGAACGAGAAUAACCAUGAAAACGUUUUUGGACCGGUGCCUCUUAGUUAUCGUUCUUUUGUGUCUUCCAUUUCUACGUGUCAGUACGCAACCGCGCAAUCAACCCUGCAUGUUUCCGGACUUUCUGGAGCGCGACAAAUUAUGGCGCAGGGAAACUGAGUUUCGUAAUUCUGAAAAUAUGUAUUUCAAUGGAGAUAGAAUUAACAUCCGUGAAACUAGAGAGGGAAUUCAAUACGAAAGACGUUGUGGUGAGAUUAUAAAUCGUGAAGAGGGAAUCUAUUUUGUGCAUGAACAUCGUGGUAUCGGGAGUAAUGUAAUGUAUCUAUGUAUGCAGUUUCUGAAAAGGUCUGAUUCUGUGGUUCAGGUUCGAGAAUCACAACCAUCAUUAUUGAAAAGUAUGAUAGGUUGUUCUGUACAGAAUAUGGUUUUGAAAAAUAGUCCAAUUAUAAAAUAUCCUCUAGUGGAUAAUCCGUCGGUAAGUUGUCCCUUCUCUGGGGGUUAUAAUUUGAAAAUCGUAUACAAAAAGGCACAAGUAUGUGGAUCCUCCGUCAUACAGCCUCGUUUAGAGAGUGAAUGUGAAGAUGGCGACGGCGUUACGUUGGAUUUCAGGAUCAAUGAAUGUAAACUGGAUGACGAUCACCGUUUGAAAGAAAAACUCCGAUGCUUGGCCUCGUGGACAGAUAAAUCAGCGGAAAAUAACUACACCUUUGUAGUUUUGGCCGAUAACGAACGGUUUCCCGUGUGCAUGAGGCUGAAGGGAAAUUUAUCCGAUCUGAAACAAGCGAACAUUUUUCGCGAUGGAAAAUGUGUCUUGAACGAUAGGGAUAGUUUUUCAAACACAGUAGAAAAUGUCGAAUUGGAAUUUGAAAAAACGGUCUUUUCGAAUCUCUGUGAGAAUGAAUUUGGCUACUGUACCCAAGAGCUAGCGUGUUCAAAGUACAAGAAAUACUGCCACAAGUCAUGUCGACAAUGCCAUACUGAAACAAACGUCUGUUCUUUUCCUGAGUUUUUGAAAGGCGCAUGGCACACUGAUUUUAAAGGCGCAUCAAGUGUUAUGAAUAUAUCCACAUACAACUUACAUCUGCCAGGCGAAGGCAACUUUAAAUGUGUAGGAAAAGCCAACUCAACAGAGGAUAACGCCUACAGACUAACUCUGCUUCAUGUUUUCGAAAAUGGAUGCUUUCCUCGAACAACGUGUUUUGAAUACAAAAAGACAUCUAAAAUGACCCUGCAUUUCAAAUUCGGACGAAGAGUCAAAUGGCCAGUGUUUCCUUUGGACAAAAUGAUCGUCGAUACCUGCCAAGAGGAACUGUUAAAGAAACCGUUUUCCGUUGCCAUAAACGAGGCUCAAAUAUAUACAACCAACUGCCGUCUUCCGGGCGAUUUCGGAUUCAAAUCCGGCCACCUGUAUCUCCGGAAUUCCAAAGCGCAGGAUUACUGCAUCGCGUAUAAUGAGUAUAUUGGUCGAAGUGGCAAAUUCAACAUGGUAAACAUCAACACAACAAAACCGAUCAACAAGGAACACCUUUGUUUGUCAUCGGAGAAGCUCGAAGACGGCGGCGUUUUCGUCAUUACGACCUCGCUCUUCGACAGGUCCUACAAAUGUUGGGGAUUCAUCGGAAAAGAGCAGUCGCGAAGGAUUGUUCAACUCAGUUUGGAAGACUGCAAUGAGCAAACAUUUAAAUCAUUGUACAACAGCAAUGCCUCGCUACUGGAUUCGCUUGUUGUAAUAAAGGAGCAAAAGAAUGUUUGCCCGUUUUAUAUUGAUGUUGCUCCUGUCGUGGGAAAUAAUCAUAUGCACACUCAGCCGGUGUCCAACACACCGUCACCACCAGGAGAAACUACCCCCUUUGUGUACAAAACGCCCAAAGCCUCGGGGGCAAAGUCGGCGAGUAUAGAUGAAAGCGGCUCCUGCACAAAUUCCGCCAAAUUUUCUUUGUUUUUGUCGUCAUUAUUUCUCAUACUGAUUAUUUGAAUUGAUGUUAAAAUGUUUUAAAAUAUUGCUCAAUUGCUUGAGACCAAAGUCCCAGUGGUCCACGAAAGACGAAGGCUGUCAUUUUACCAUGUGACAUCCUCAAUUUAAGACAAAGAUUAAAAGACGUGCAAUCUGAAAAUUGGAAUAACUAUUGCGAAUUUGUAAAUUACAUGUAUGUAUUAUAGUAAUAUAUUCCUGACUGUGAUAAUUCAUAACACAACAAUAUUAUUAACCGUGGUAACUGAUCAACGUUCACGGAAUACGGCAAUUCGGAUCUAUGAAACGAGAAAAGCAUCGACAGUUAUGCGAUUAAACCUCUUAAAGUGACAACUAAGAGGUCUAAGAAUAUGUAAACAAGAUCGAUGAACUAAAGACAGUUGUCAGUUCAAACAAUUGUAUGUACUGCUGAUGACAUAUUAAUGUUGGACGCUGACAGAGGAAAUUCUAGUAUUUACGUGUCGAACAUGGUGCUCCAAGUUACAGACUGUAUCGCAGACCAUUUGUUACCGAAUUCUUGGUUUUUGUUUGUUGUGUGUCUAUCUAUUGCAAUUUGAACUUAACCUAAAGUGAAACUUAGGGAAAGUACUGGUAGUAUUUCAUGCCCUAGCCUUGAUAAGGCACCGUACUAGCAGCGUGAGAGCCCCCCUUACAAAUGUACUUUAGUAUGGGUCUGUUAUAAAGAAUUCAUAACCACAGGAACUACCGCGUAUGUCUGUUAUAUUCUGAUUUUUUUUCUCUAACAAAUGCACGUACAUAUCGUUGUCAUGUUCUCUUUUUAUGUAAUCUGUACACAUCAUACGCUGGUUUUGAAAUAGUAUAAGGCAUGGAAUAGAAGGGGUUGGUAAUGUUACAUGUAUACCUUUACGUGCAUGUUUCAUCGUUUUACUGACUUGGAAGAGCAAGCUUUAUCGCUUUUUCGAUUCAUAUGUACAUGUAUAAUUUGUUUUAAUCCAUGGCGUCAUUUUUUUUUCAAAUUUUCAACUUAUAAGCGUUAAAACGCUAAAUGUUUGAUAUGCUGGACUGUCCUUUUCGUUGUUUUUGUUUUGUUUUGUUUUGGUAAAAAAGAUCCAAUUCAAUGAUUUAUGUAUGCGUGUACAUGCUUAGAGUUCUGUCUGAGGUAUGUCAUACAUACCUAUGUGAAUGUCUUGCACGAGGAAUGGUUGCUUUCUUUUACGUGUACAUACACCAAAUAAAUUCAUUUAUUGUUCAUGUAAAGUACAAAUUGAUUAUGCUAUUAUGAAUUUAACUGUUAUACCGUAUAUUCUUAUCAUUUUUUUGUGGGUUUUUUUUUAGGAGACCCGAUGCUGAUAUUUUUUUUUUGGAGGGGGGGGGGGUCAUAUUCAUUUUUAUGUUUCAUAAUUUUGCGUGGUUUAUUUGGUACAGCCAGUCAUAACAAUUUAUUUCAGUAAAUGUGAUGAGGCACCAAAUGCAGUUUUUAACUUUGAUUUGUUAAAGUACAUAAACUGAUGAUAAAUAUACUCUCAUCAUUUAAAAGUGUUUCGCGAAAAAAUGCAACCUUGUACAUAUGUAUAUCUUUUCUUCACAGAUAGUUUAGAUACACAUAAAUGUUUUAUUGAAUAUCGAUUUUUAUUAUUGCUUUUCCAGUAUAAUAAAGCAAUAUUUCAUUGAAACUUUGUGCUAUGUUUUUAAAUAUUUCAUCAGACAUUAUGUUAAUUGCUAAUAAACAAUUAUUCUUUUUUG
Magallana angulata is the source of this 4079-nucleotide messenger RNA. RefSeq lists its product as uncharacterized. The record is from RefSeq and is a predicted model, not a curated record. The transcript has 2 exons. The coding region runs from base 420 to 2378 and encodes 652 amino acids. Lineage: Eukaryota; Metazoa; Mollusca; Bivalvia; Ostreida; Ostreidae.